AUGUAUAGUUCUUUGAAGGAUUUCGACAAGAUCUCGUGCUGCAGUUCUUUGAGAGUUAAAAAAUAGUCGCGGUCAAAUUUCUGAAAGAAAAAUGUUUAAACUGUAUUUUCUUCUUUCCGUCGGUUUAAUGUUAAUACAAGUCAGCCGGGCUUGUGACGAGGAAAAUCAAUUAGUCAGACAUCAGCAAUCCGACGAGUACUUGGCCAGCGCUUACGAAUUCAAUCCUAAUCUAGAGAUGUUUCACCCAAUGGCUUAUUACGAGUCAGGCGCUCGUGUUCCAGAGUUUUACGCCAGUCCUUAUGAGGGACGAACCCCCUUCACUAAUAGGCCCACGAUCCAAUCUUUCAAGAAACAAUUGAAUAAUCGCCCAGAAGAAAAUAACCAAGCGGAAGGCCGUUUCGUACUGGGUAGUUUAGGCGCCAAUUUGAUCAACACGGGUCUAUUCAACAACCGUUUCACUCCGGCCAAUACGUGGAGGCCCUUCCAAAAUCUGGCCAAUCGAAUUCCAGUUUCUUACAAUCCCAAUUUUAAUAACCGUCCGAUCAACGCUUUCGACGCCUGCACGUCUUUUAGUGGAGACACUGGAAUCUGCGCUCCUGGAAACAUUUGCUCGUUAUUCGGUGGCCGACCAAGUGGUUCUUGCGUCCUCGGAAAAGUCUGUUGCAUCAACGCGAUAACAACUUGUGGAGGUACGGUUACCCUGAACAACACGUACUGGCAAUCACCAUAUACGGCUGUGAGUGCUCCGUCCACCUGCGCAUUAACUGUCCGGAUGGACACCAAACUCGUUGAACAAUUUGCCAAACCCAUUUGUCAAAUUCGUUUGGACUUUGUUUCGUUCUCGACCACCCAGCCGACAGCCGGAACUUGCACGGAUACGUUUACGGUUGGCGGAUCGACUUCUUCCGUGCCAAUUAUUUGCGGUGACAACGCCGGGCAACACAUGUACCUUGACGUCCCGUCAUCGGCCACUACUUCUAAUGAUGUCCAGUUGAUAUUCAAUUUUGCAACUGGAACGACAGCCACUCGCUCGUGGAACAUCAAAAUUGCUAUGCUCCCUUGUGGCGCAUCUUACCUCGCUCCAGCGGAUUGUCUCCAGUAUUUCACCGCUGCUACGGGCAGAGUUCGCUCGUUCAACUGGCAAGACGUCGCUGGAUCAGCAACUCGUCAACUCAACGAUCAGAAUUACAACAUUUGCUUCCGGACUGAACUUGUACCGUCUCAGAGGGCGACUCAGAUUUGUCUAUCAGUUUGUACGGUGACUAGUGGUGGUGAUCCUUUCUCCAUUACCACGCCCACCAGCACUAAAGCCGCUAAAUCCGCCACUGCCGUUGACAAUGCCAAGGCGAUCCUGGCGCCUCUCGAACUAGUUCUUGCCAAUGAAGAGGCUGCGCUUCUGCUAGCAAAAGAAGAUUUAAAGGUUAAAGAUGAUGCCGUUGCAAAAGCAGAAGCAGCGUACCUUAUAGCCCAAAACGGAGGUGACCCCGAAGCUGUUAUAGCUGCCGAAGCCGCCGUUAUCGCAGCCAAAGACGAACAAGCUACAGCCACAACCACUGUCAAUAAUAAGAAAGAAGAUGUCGCCACUGCUCAAAUUCCCGUGACAGCUGCUCAAGCCGUACUGACGGCCGCGCAAAUUACUGCCGCCAACGACGCAUCAACUGCCGGUGCACUUUCCGGUGUGGGUUCGAGUGCAAUCGUGAAUGAAAUUAACACGGCCACCUGCUUGUACGAUUACCUUCUGAUCGCCGGUGCCCGCGAUUCUACGAAUGUUGAAGCCGACCGAUACUGCGGCAACGCCCUCAAUCCAGCCGCGACUCCAGUUGCCGCCAGUGUCCCAGUGUGCACUCCGAUCAAGCUAUUUAGGAUGACGUAUCAAACCGACAGCACAGAGGGGGAAGUGGCUGCAGGGACGGACAUUCUUCCGGCACCAGCUGAUACAGCAAACACUGGAUUUUGCCUCGAUUAUCAAGAGAAAUAGGCAUCGCAUGACAAUCAAGAAUUACCUUGGGGAUGAGCUGUUUUAUGGUUUUUCUUUAAUUCAAAUUUAAAUGUUUCAAAUUUAAAUUUGAACUUGGUAGAUGGUAAAUGGAUUUUUAUUUAGCUCUUCUUUUUUUGUGGCGCAUUUCAGUUGAUUUUAACUAUACCACGGUGCAUUUUCUUGGACACACGCUAUUUCAAAGUUUUGUACUUUUCAUCUUUAUACGACCUCUUAUUUUCUGUACCAAUUUUUUAUAAUGUAUGAAAACGAACGUAUUAAUAAACAUUUUUUUGGCAAGGUAAAAGAA
Daphnia pulex (common water flea) is the source of this 2285-nucleotide messenger RNA. RefSeq lists its product as uncharacterized. NCBI's taxonomy places the organism in Eukaryota, Metazoa, Arthropoda, Branchiopoda, Diplostraca, Daphniidae. The record is from RefSeq and is a predicted model, not a curated record. Bases 92 to 1978 code for a protein of 628 amino acids. The transcript has 9 exons.